Messenger RNA from Daphnia pulicaria, 1214 nucleotides. RefSeq lists its product as uncharacterized. The transcript has 4 exons. Gene Ontology annotation, molecular function: protein binding. The record is from RefSeq and is a predicted model, not a curated record. The coding region runs from base 54 to 1034 and encodes 326 amino acids. NCBI's taxonomy places the organism in Eukaryota, Metazoa, Arthropoda, Branchiopoda, Diplostraca, Daphniidae.
CUCACGUCCAGUUGGAAAACACAGUCUCAUCUAUAAUUUCGAAUAACAAAAGAAUGGCGCAUUUUUCUGUCGCCUCACUCACCCAAGUUGUUUUGCUGUUGAUUUUCAUCUGUUGGACGCCGAGUUCGACUGGCGCUGCCUUUUCUUUGGAGGAAGAAUUCCUACAACUGAAGAUUCAAAUGAAACAAGUCGUGAAAAGUUUUGAGGCCAAAGAUGAACAACUGAAAAGUUUGGAGAAUAAAGUUGAACAACUAAAGAGCUUGGAAUCGACAGCGAUUGAACUGCAGGCCAAAGUGACUGUACUGGAGGCCAAAGUUGAACAACAAGAUUCGCUUUUAACUUCCCUUUUACGAGAGAAAAAUGAAUGCACAGCAGAAGCAACCGACUCGAUUCCAAUUAGCAAUUAUCCAUCAGCUGUUGCAAUCCCGGGAAUACCGUCUUCGUGCGCGGAUCUAAGAGAGAUUGGCCACAUUUGGAGCGGAAUUUUUUCCGUCAUGGGAUCGGCGAAAAUGGAAUCCGUUUACUGCAAUUUCACUUUACUAACUGACGAUGCGGGUUUCCAGAAAUGGAUCGGAUAUGUUGACGUCAAAUCGGCGCCCGUCUAUUUCUACGUUCAAAGGAAUUCUAAUUUUGGCACAGAAAACAUUCCAAUUCCGUUCGACUUGGCGUUGGUGAACGAGGGAAAUGCCAUGGAUUUGACAUCGGGGAUAUUCACGGCACCAGCACAGGGAAUUUAUUUUUUCUCUUUCGCGGGAGUGGCGCGUCUUUAUGCUUCAUCUUAUGCUGAACUUACUGCUGAUCUUUAUUUGAACGGGAAUCUAAUCGGGGGGAUUUUAGUUCGAGAUACUGUAGGCUCCGCAGAUCCGUUAAGUCCGUUGAGCUUCCAGUCGACGCUGAACUUGAAAACAGGCGAUCGAGUUUGGGUGCAGAUGAAUUCUGGUGGGACACCCUCGUUUUUGUCCGAUUACACCAGUUACCACCACACUCAUUUCACGGGUUUCAUGUUGGAAGAGGAAAUUGUGGCGUCCCUUUGAGGUUCAACAUAAUCGGCGACACGAAACAUUUUCGACCCAUACAUUUUUGUUUCAUGUCGACACGAAAUUUUGGGGAAAGGACUCUGAAAGGGGGAAGGGAAGAUAAUUCAUUCAUGUUUCAAUUCAUUAAGGAGCAGGCAUUUCUUUGCCAAAAUUUGUCAGUGUAUGCAACAUAACUUA